Molecule: messenger RNA, 1084 nt
Organism: Saprolegnia diclina VS20
Lineage: Eukaryota; Oomycota; Saprolegniomycetes; Saprolegniales; Saprolegniaceae
Exons: 5
Coding region: 14-961 (315 amino acids)
Molecular function (GO): NAD+ binding
Source: RefSeq, a predicted model, not a curated record
CGCAUCCGGACUUAUGCUGCAGGUGCGCAAGAAGGUCGCGCACGGCCGACGCGGCUUCUCCAUGUACGUGCCAGCGCACGAAGCGCCGGACGACGACGCGAUGAGCAAGCUCCAGGAGCUGCUGUACCAUGCGUCCAAGGUCGUCGUGCUCACGGGCGCGGGCAUCUCGACCGAGAGCGGGAUCCCCGACUACCGCUCCAAGGGCGUCGGGCUCUACGCGCGCUCCAAGCACAAGCCGAUCGAGCACCGCGACUUUAUGGGCCACGAAGGCGUGCGGCAGCGGUACUGGGCGCGCAACUACAUGGCCCGCCACCAGUGGCAAGGCGCACAGCCCAAUGCCAACCACUUGCUCCUCGCGCAGUGGCAGCACGACUCUCGGGGCGACGUGCGCAUCGUGACACAGAACGUCGACCGGCUGCAUCAAAAGGCCGGCGCGCGCGACGUCAUUGAGCUCCAUGGCUCGAUGGACGAAGUCCGCUGCAUGAACCCGGCGUGCGACGCGCCAUCGAUUGCCCGCGAAGACUUUCAGGCGGUGCUUGAUGCGCUCAACCCCGGUUUCGUCGAGAAGGUCCAGGCCGACAAUGACACGCUGGCCAAUGCGAUGCAAGUGCGCCCGGACGCCGACAUGUACCUCUCGACCGAGAUGGAGCGGCUCUUCCACGUCGCCCACUGCCCGGUCUGUCGCAUCGGGUUUUACAAGCCCAACGUCGUGUUUUUUGGCGACUCAGUCGCGCCGGCCAUUGUGCGUCAGAUCUACCAUGAUGUUGACACGGCCGACGCGAUGCUCGUGCUCGGGUCGUCGCUGCAUGUGUUUUCAGGGUACCGCUUCCUCCUCCGCGCCAAAGACGCCCAUGUGCCGAUCGGCAUUGUCAACAUUGGCCCGACGCGCGGCGACGGCCUCGCCACGGUCAAGGUCAACGCCAAGUGCAGCAGCGUGCUGCGCGACCUCCACCUCGUAUAGUCCAUAGAUCGACGCUGCAUAUGGCGAUGAACCCACGCAGUAAGACACACGGUAGAGGUUGCGUCUUACGUUGGACACGAGUCGUAUGUCUCUACUUGAUCUCGGGGAAGAGCAUCUUGCGGA